ACGUUAUCAUUGGAUACCUAAACCCGCCUUGCGCCAGGCAGGCAGUGUGGCACAGCUUACGUGCAGGAGUAAGGCAGCCAUGGCAAUUGUUGACCAUAAGGCUCUGAAGUCAAACUCAUCUUCGAUCUCAGCAAGACCGAUGCUAGCAUGUGUCACGAUCGAUUAAGCGGUCGGGUUGGUUGAUACCUUACUUUCGUAUCAAUACCCCGAUGACAACUUGAGAGAACUGCAGUUGCGAGGAUAAUGGACCCGGUAACAGCUGUAGGAGUAGCCGCAGCCGCGGUGCAAUUCCUUGACGCCUCAAUCAAGGUGUACAAUACGUUCCAGGAAAUCAGAGGCAGCUCUAUACUCACUACGAAGCAUAAUGAACAGCUCGAAGAUAAUAUUCGAUCUGUCCAAAGUCUGAGGUCUAGCUUGAAAUCAGCAUGUACACCUCAGGGAGCAAAUGACCCGGUCUCUAAGCUCUCAGACCAGUGUAUAUCAAAAGCUGAUGAACUCUUGAAACUCCUUGAAUAUAUUCGCGGUUCUGGGAAGGAUAUAAGUCGAGCACGAGCCCUCAGCCGCGCAGUUCGCAAACGGAAGGCUAUAGAAGAACUCCAUUACUCCCUUAAGGAGGGCCAGGACACCUUGAACCACAUGAUAACCCAAAAAUUACUACCCUCCAUUGACAUGUUGAAGGUGGAGCAGAGCAAGGAGUUUGCAAAUAUCAAUUCGAUCGGCCAAGAACUCAUCAAAGCACAGCUCGAGCAGCAAAGGAUUCAGGAAGCUCACCAUACCACAUUAACUGAUAAGCUGGAUAGCAUUCAGUGCGACACACAGCUUCGUUUGAAUGAAGCGGAUCAUUUGAAAAAACGCGAGAAACUCUUGGGGAGUUUAUGGUUUCCCGAAAUCGAUCAACGCCGAAAUGAAAUCAAAGAGCCCGCACCGAGAACCUUAGAGUGGCUAUUUGAUCCAGAAUAUUAUACACCCUCGGAAUCUAAUGAUCACCAACUACUCUGGCCAGACUUUAGACGGUGGCUCCGCGAAGAUACUUCCACAUACUGGAUAUCCGGCAAAGCCGGGUCGGGAAAGUCCACAUUGAUGGCACACAUCGUUGAUGAUGAGAGAACAUGCAAAAAUCUAGAAGUAUGGAGCCGUGGAUAUAGGCUCAGAGUUUUGUCGUUCUUCUUCUGGCGUGCUGGAUCCCAACUCCAGAAUAGUGUUCUGGGGCUUCUUCGCAGCCUUCUAUAUCAGCUUUGCAUUUUAGAACCCGAAAUCGCAGACAUCAUACUGUCUAAGUUAUCGUCACCUAUGGCGAUGAUACCAACCUGGACAGAACGAAGUCUGCUGAGCUUUGCUACUGAGGCAAUUCGUUCCAGUAAAGGGACUCGGUUCUGUAUCUUCAUUGACGGACUGGACGAAUACACAGGGCCUUACGAUGAUCUAGUCGAUCACAUUGAUAAGCUGAGCAGCUUUGGCAAUUCAAAAGCCUGCCUUUCUAGUCGACCAGAGGUAGCGCUUACCACGAGGUUCCAAGGCUUGAAACAGCUUCGCCUUCAAGACUUGAAUAGCAACGACAUCAAAGCAUUUGUUAAAGGUUCCCUUCAGAAGACGCAACUGAGCAAGCAUUUUCGUUCAGAGUUAAUCUCAGAAGUCACCUGGAGAUCAGAUGGUGUCUUCUUGUGGGCGUCUCUGGUAGCCCAGUCGCUUGUGAGGGGGUCUAAUGCGGGUGACAGCGAGGAAAUCCUACGGGAACGCCUUGAUACGCUACCCAACGACAUGAACCACCUUUUUGAACAUAUGCUCUCCAAAGUUGACCCUGUUCACCGAAAGUCGUUGGCCUUCUAUGUACAGAUAAUGAACAUCGCUCGGAAAGAUAGCCCCGUCUGGUAUUACGGUUUAGCUAAUACCCUUCCAAUUAUUGUAACAGCACAAUUAGAAAAGGAUAUCAAUUCCUAUGAAGAGUUCUUAGAUGAAUGCAAGCUCACGGAAAUGCGUAUUGCCACCCGAACCGCAGGUCUCCUUGAAGUCGGCUGGAUCAGCGGCAUGGUAUCUCGCUUUCUGAACGAGUAUUAUUGGGAGGCUGCCACUUUCAGAUUUGCCACUACUCACCCGAGAUUUAUGUGGAUACCAGAUAUCUCUAACCGUCGCAUAUGUUCUAAAGACGAACCAUAUCUUGCCAUGUCCUAUUCUGAAUGUAAAAAACUGAAAUGGAUACAUAGGUCGGCAUUCGAGUUUCUCUCCAAUCUGGAUAGCAGUCCACUACUCGAAUACAGCUGGAGCCCUGAGGCACUGUUUCGACAGAUCGGCGAAGCUCAUAUAACCUAUGCGAUAACCGCUCCAUCAUACGUUACAGAUACAAAAAGUUCGUUACUACACGAUCUGUUGACCCCCACCAUGAUUUUUCUAGGUGCAUACUAUGAUGACUAUCCUACAAUCGCUUCAUCCUUGCUCGAUACCUUAUGUACUGUGUGUACACAACUUGACAACAAUGAGUUUCAAGGAACAGAGCAGCGUCAAUUUCUAGCUCCUGAUGCCAUUACGCCUGCCGGAAAGUAUUGGUUCUGGAUUCAAUGUGUGGAAUCCCCCAAGCUCCAACCCUAUGCCUUGUCUCGUUUAAACUUUAUCUUCACUGGAUCCACUUGUGAAAGUCUUGUUGCACAUAUCCUAUGGAGGACCCUCUACACCUUCAGAUCUCCCGACUACCUUGUGAAUACUCUUUCCACCCAACUUGUGAAUAGUCUUGCAGACGUUCUAUCUCGCUCUAUAAUGGAGGGGCAUGAGGUUGGUGGGUUUUCAGAAGCUGCUGAAUAUAACAGCAUUAUUAUAGAGAAAUUCCCACGAAAUGAUGCGCCGGUCAUUAUUCGUAAUUUCAAUAGUGCGACAUGGAAAGAGUCAAUUAAGAAUAGAUGUAUGCUGGACAUCAUGAAGCGGCUGAUGAAGAUUGUUGACGACCAUACUCUGUUCUAUAAUCGACUAGUGCCAAUAUCACUGCUUACUUUGAUGGACUUUAUGGGCCUAUACGUCUCGCCGACUAUUUGGCUCAACAAGAUACGUAUCCAGAUAUCUGCCAAAGCGUGGACCAUGCUAUGGAGCGCUAUUGAUUAUAGAACGAUUGAGACAGGCACCAUUGGAAGGCACAUCUCGGCCACGGAAGUCGAUGGAGCCGUUCAGAUCCUGUGUUGGCCAUCCCAUACGAGCACACAGAAUGUUUCACGUAGAUUCAAUGAUGAUUACGUACACCUAUCUGAAGUUAAAGAGCUGCAAGUUACCGACUUCAUUUGCCUUCGACCCAGUGCAGCGACAUCUGACCGAGUGCUAAGCCUUCUCGGCUACCGUUUUUAUGCCAAUCAAUACAAGUUCGAGUUUGGCAUAUUGCCGGAUACACAGAAACUACUCGAAGUGACGGACAUGUUACUCCAGGAGAUCAAAUCAGAUGAGCAAGGUUUGGAUGGUGGCCAACAGCUCCUGGCUGCUGCUUGCGUCAAGGCAGGCCUGCUGAACAUCGAUUCUGACCAAUUCCUCCACAUCAACGAUCCUGCCCAAUCUUCGCACGAUGGUAACAACUGAUUAGCACUUGCUAAGUUUUCUCGGGCACUGAGUAACCCAAUGGAGACACGUGUAUUGCAAAAGCCAGUCACUCAUCCGAUAUUUCUGAGGCAUAGAUAGUUACACUAGGCUCUGGGAAAUUAGCUAUUAUGAUUUGAUCACCGGAAGAUGGUAAAGGAAAACUUGAUGAGAAAUCCGUUGUGGCUCCCCUUGCAACACAGUCCCUAAAACACACCGACGUUCAAGAUCUUGACUUCCUUCUCUCUUUCUCUCUCUCUUUUUUUUUUUUUUUUUUUUUUUUUUUUUUUUCCCAUCUGGCCGGAGAUUCCAGCUAGUGCACCUCUUCUAGCCUCUCAUCGCC
Xylaria bambusicola is the source of this 3889-nucleotide messenger RNA. RefSeq lists its product as uncharacterized. The record is from RefSeq and is a predicted model, not a curated record. Lineage: Eukaryota; Fungi; Ascomycota; Sordariomycetes; Xylariales; Xylariaceae. The transcript is spliced from 3 exons. Bases 244 to 3549 code for a protein of 1101 amino acids.